AACAGUGAUGGAAAGCCAUGACUGCCCAUUCACUGGCACUCUUUCAGGCCAGCCUGGCCAGGUGCUAAAAAAUCACUUGUCCAACUGAUCUAGGAGGAGAAAAUCCUUUUUCACACUUAACUUCCUGGCAAGAGAUGAGUUAUUCUCCACUGAUGGUGCUGUGAACGGCCCGGAAACAGGCUGCGGUUCCAGGAACAGUGCUGCCAACACACGGCGGUGGGUGUGGUUCUUAGUAACUGUGAGUUUCCUGUCCUUUCACUGAUGAUGGAGAUUCUUGAAAGACACAGACACCUUCUUGGGCGCCCGAGACAAAGCAGCCCCGGGGCUGGUGCUAGGAUGCUCCUGUGCAAUCCCUGUUUGAGUCUGUGAGCCUCAUCCUCCCAGUCUUAGUAAGAGAAGAAGACUGGAUGGUGCAUGUGGGAUCCUGCUCAGCUGCCUAAUCACUCCUGCAAACUGGAUUCAGUUCAAGUGCUCAAGUAUCAGCCAUGACUGGGUGCUGACAGAUAACUUUCCCCUCUAAAAGUCAAGUCUCUUCCUGAAGCACAGGAAAUGUGGUCCUGCUCACCCUUCAGCUUGGGUAAAAAUCAUCUACUUCCAUUGGCUAAUCUGUGGGAGAAAAUUUUCUAGAAAAUUUAGCCUGUAUGACCCAGAAGUUUGAGACUGACGAUCUUCACUUGUCAUCUUUCACUGAAGGAACCCAGCAGCAGCGCUCAGAUUUUGAGUGGAAACAUUGCAGACGAUGCUGAACUCAGUCAUUAUGGAGGGUGUGUCUUUUGAGAGAGAGAAGAAGGAAGAGAGAGUGGGAAAUAUGAAUCCCAUGUGCCACAUGGGACAGAACCCACAACCUAGAAGAGGAAGGCAGGAAGUUUUCCCUGUGGGUUUUUUCUUUGUGACGACAUGAUGGGGCAGGUCCAUUGAUGGGGAAAACCCCAUGGAGAACACGCCUUUUGUGUACAUUCCCAAUAAUUGCUAUAAGUAGUGCCAUCUAAGUCUCAGGGUUCUACCAGAGCUCAGCAGCUCUCCCAGGGCACUGAGUACUCAGCACUGUGCACAUCUAUCCUCUGAGCUGAAAAUGAUGAGCAGUAGUAAGUGUUUCCUCCUGGCUGCUUUGAUGUCACUGCUGCUACUCCACCUCUGCAGCCAGACAGAAGCGGCAAGCACCUUCGACUGCUGCCUUCGGUACACAGAUCGCAUGCUUCGUGCCAGAAAUAUCCAUAGCUUCUCGAGGCAGUUCGCCAAUGAAGCUUGUGACAUCGAUGCAGUCAUCUUUUACACAAAGAAAGGAUGGUCUGUGUGUGCAGAUCCGAAGAAGAAAUGGGUGACACAUGCCAUGCAUGUCCUCAGCCUACAUGCCAAAAAGAUGAAAAUAUGAUGCUCUCUGGAAGGAAAUUGGAUACAGCUGAAGAACAAAAAGAAUCCCGCUGGACUUGGUGGUUUCAUGAGCACAUCGUUGAGGGUUUAUCACUUACCUGAUUUGUGUCGUCGGACUUGUCCAGUUAACGAAGUUGAUACCCAUCGCAUCAUACUUUGCUUUGUUAAGCACUGCAUCAGAAUCAAGCUAUUUUAUGUUAAGUUAUUUAUAUAUGUGGGCUUCGUGUAUAUGUUUUCCUAUUUAAUAAUGGUUUUCCAUAAGCUGUUUAGUACAAUGUAUAACAUUAUGCACUGGAGAACUUUUUUGCAAGCAGCAGAUUUGUUUUUCUUUUUUAAAAGUAUUUAACAUUCUUCUGUUUAUAUUGCUUUUCCCUAAGUUGUUGUAAUUACCUAUACAAGAUAAAAAUGAUGAGAAUAAAUGUUAAAAAUAA
Artibeus jamaicensis (Jamaican fruit-eating bat) is the source of this 1802-nucleotide messenger RNA. RefSeq names its product C-C motif chemokine ligand 20 (gene CCL20). The transcript has 9 exons. Lineage: Eukaryota; Metazoa; Chordata; Mammalia; Chiroptera; Phyllostomidae. The coding region runs from base 1073 to 1372 and encodes 99 amino acids. Gene Ontology annotation, cellular component: extracellular region. Gene Ontology annotation, biological process: neutrophil chemotaxis; cellular response to interleukin-1; cellular response to type II interferon. The record is from RefSeq and is a predicted model, not a curated record. Gene Ontology annotation, molecular function: chemokine activity; CCR chemokine receptor binding.